This is a messenger RNA of Cotesia congregata, 1314 nucleotides long. Lineage: Eukaryota; Metazoa; Arthropoda; Insecta; Hymenoptera; Braconidae. The record is from the annotation of a GenBank genome assembly.
AUGGUGGAUGUAACAUCAAAUUUACCAUCAACCAAUGGAACAACAUUGAUGGGCCGCACAAAAGGUGCUUUGAAAACAAUGCGAACAGCAUUAGGAGGUGGUGGAGAGUAUCUCCAAGGACUGGGUAGCAGAAUAGGAUCAGCAUUGAGCAGCAGCUUUGAAGACAGCGAAGUAACAACUCCGUCCUCGCCGCCGUCGCUUCACUUGAAUGACCAGAACACCAGCCGAAAUGAAGGCACGGCACGACGGAAGUUGCGGUUUCCUCGACCCGGCGGAGGAUUUUCCUAUGAAGAUUACGAAGCAAUGACCCGACAUAAGCUCGAACGGGAAGCUUGUACCCGUUCACGUAGAAAAUAUCCUGCGGGAAUGACGUAUGAGGAGAUUGCAUCUUCGCGAACUUCUGUUGUAAACAAGAAUCCAGUGCAAGUCGAGCAGGAUAUUAGUCCGGACAGAGAUAGUAUUGAGAGUAUUGAGCCACUUGAAGAGAAAGAUAUCCGGGCUACUGGUCCAGAUCCUUACGAUAAACUUGAUUACAAAAUAGAUGUACCUUGUAGUAGUGGCUCGGCGAGUGAUCAAGACGGCUACGGGCCCAGUACGAGUUUAGAUUCAAAUAUGGAUGGUCGAAGAAAUUGGGAAAGAUCAGAAGCAGCUGCUGAUUUUAUGAAAACUUUUGUACCAAUGUUGUUUGAUGCGCCGGAAAGUAUCGACCAGGAGCAAAAAGCUAGCUUUGGCCAAAUGGUUCUUACCGAGUCGGGAAGAAUAUGGUUCUCAAGGGUUGUUAAUGCCAGAAGAGCACGUGCCUGUGUUUCAGAAGCUUCCUUUUAUUCAUUAGCGCAACACUUUGCAGUGGCGUUGUUCGAGUGCCACGAAGCUGAUGAUUUCGCUCCUGCUAAAAGUCUUAUGAAUAUGUGUUUUACAUUUUAUCAUGAAGUGGAAGUCCCUGGGUUGGAGCCGUAUAGAGAAUAUUUGUAUACACACCUUCGAGUCCAGCCUAUCUGGAGAUCCAUGAGAUUUUGGACUGCUGCAUUUUUUGACGCUGUGCAAUGUGAAAGAGCCGCUAGACCAGUUCCUUCGAGAUCAAAGUCUUUAGAUCGAGAGACUAUUGCUGCAGAAGACCGAAAGUAUCAAGCUAAUAUUGUCUUCGGGCAAUUGGGUACUUUUACAUGCAAUAUGCACGCUUUUGGAUUGUCCAGAAAUCUUUGCUUAGAGUUUUUACGAAAACAGUGCGUGAUAGCCAAUCUCACAUCAGAACAAGAAAAAAUGUUACGGGAUAAUAUUAUGCGAAUGUUUGACGAGUCUGAACCAUGGAGGUAG